Messenger RNA from Sorghum bicolor (sorghum), 2169 nucleotides. RefSeq lists its product as uncharacterized. The coding region runs from base 243 to 1868 and encodes 541 amino acids. Lineage: Eukaryota; Viridiplantae; Streptophyta; Magnoliopsida; Poales; Poaceae. The transcript has 11 exons. The record is from RefSeq and is a predicted model, not a curated record.
ACGGCCGGCGGCGACCCGACGUCGACCGUGCGGAAGCGGAAGGGAGAGGCGUGGCGUGGGGCUUCCAUUGCAUUGUGUUGCUUCAUCAAUGUGCAGAUGCACGCACGCAUUUCGCAGUUGCUCCGAGCAUUCAUAGGUUAGGGUUUCAUUUGUACCUCCACACCCUGUAGAGUCUGAAGGUGAAUUACAUUAAAAGAGUACUGAAAAAUACCAGAAACAGCAACCACACACAAGUAUCCACCAUGGGUUCCUGUACUUCCAAGUCUGCCCUUGAGCAUAGGAGGCCAGCAAGGUAUUACACCAGAGGGCGAAGAGUCCGCAGCCGUCGGUCCAUCAUGCCAGAGGCACCCCAGUCACAACAGUUGAGCGAUCCCAGAGGACGCAUGACCGGCUUCUCCAUGAGCGAGAUUGUCCAUGUGGAGACGGCCAACAGAGGCAAGUCAGAGCAUUCCAAGACAUUCCACCUUACGCAGAUGGAGUGGCACCACAGCCAGAGGGACUCUAAAGGUUGCAGCAAUGAAGAUGCCUGGUUUGAUUCUGUCAGUAUCCUUGAAGAUGAUUCUGAUGAUGAAUUCAAGAGUGUCUAUGGAGAUAGUUCGGACGAAGAUGAGGAGCAGAAAAAGCAAUAUGAGAGCGCUUCCAGUUUUGCUGAUGCACUCUCUCGCAUUGGAGACAUGUGCCGUGGUGUGCCCAUGACAUUAUCUGUUGAACAGUACCUGAAAAAAGAUAAUGGUGAUGAUCCUGGACGUAGGAGCCAAAGCAUGACCGUGCGUACCAGCAAGUGUGUACCAUCCUCCUUUAGCCUCAAGGGCUUGAAGGAUAAAAAUGAUACAGAUGAUGAUAACAAGGAGAGCUCCACGCCAUCCCGCUUACGCCAGCUGCUGCACUCUAUCAGCUUCAAUGACAAGAUGCAGCAGUUGACAGGUGGCAGCCCUGCAAAAAGGAAAUCCACAGUCAUCCGGCUCUCAUACAAGACAACAUCAUGUGAUGACUAUGAAGACAGCGGUGAAUGCGGUAAAUCGAAGAAAUUUGUUGUCCGUCCAAAGGUAGGGCAAACAAUCCCAUAUGGAGGAGAGAAGCCAACAACAGGAUGUUGGUCACGGAUUGAUCCUUCCAUCUUCAAGUUGAGGAGUGAGACCUUCCUAAAAGAUAAGAAGAAAUGUGCAGCUCCAAAUUAUGCUGCUUAUUAUCCAAUAGGUGUUGACCUGUUUGCCUGCCCCAAGAAGGUCCAUCACAUUGCUCAGCACCUCGACCUUCCACAAAUCAAAACACACCCCAAGCUCCCAUCACUUUUGAUUGUGAACAUCCAGAUGCCUACCUAUCCUGCUGCUAUGUUCCUCGGUGACAGUGACGGAGAAGGCUUAAGCCUUGUCUUGUACUUUAGGGUAUCUGAAUACUAUGACAAAGAGGUUUCUGAACAUUUCAAGGAAUCCAUCAUGAGAUUUUUUGAGGAUGAAACUGAGAAGGUAAAGGGGUUUACGUCAGAAUCUACCAUCAGUUACAGAGAUCGACUGAAGAUCAUGGCUGGAUUGGUCAACCCAGAUGACCUCCAGUUGGGUUCUACAGAGAAGAAGCUUGUCCAAGCAUACAAUGAGAAGCCAGUCCUCUCACGGCCCCAACAUACUUUCUAUGAGGGAGAGAACUACUUUGAGGUAGACCUUGACAUACACCGGUUCAGCUACAUUGCUAGGAAGGGACUGGACUCAUUCAGGGAACGCCUAAAGAAUGGAAUCCUCGAUAUGGGGUUAACAAUUCAGGCCCAGAAGCAGUCGGAGCUCCCUGAGCAGGUCCUCUGCUGUGUUAGGCUGAACAAGAUUGAUUUCACUAACGAAGGAGUUCCAACAAUAGUCGCAGCUGAUGACAAGUGACACAUUUGAUCAUAGUCAUCACAUGUGCGAGCCAGUAAUUGGAAAGCUAGAUCCAUUGAGUUCAGAUAAAAGGAAGCGAGAAAAAACUGAUGGCUCCACAUCUUAGUUACUGCUUAAAAUGUUCGACGUUCUGCCUACUUUUAAGCGCGGAAAUUUUCUAACUGUAAUAAUGUAUAUAUACAAGCGGAUACAACCCUUCGGGUGUUGGUCAAGAUCCUAACCUUUUCCACUCCACUUGCUGGUUGCAACAUGCCUACUUCUAGAUGCAGAAAAACACUGAACCUGACAAGAUUCAAAUGUC